AUGCUCUCGGCGCCGUCGCAGCAGCAGCUGCUGCAGUUCGAGUGGCAAGCGCGGGGCCUGCAGGGACACGAGGACCGGAAAGGCUGGUACGAGCAGCAGCUUCAGCCACAUCCUCAGUUUUCCGCGGAGCCUCACGCGUCUCCCGAGCCGCACCAAAAUGCCAAGGAUGAACCGUUGGCGGUGGCGGGCGCCGCGAGCGCGCCAGCUGCUGCCCUGGGCGGCGGCGCUUCGGGGGGGGCGGAGGCGGCCAUUUCGGCGCCGUCUCCCUCGCCUGGGCUGGCGGAGGGGAGACACGAUGGAGUGCGACCACGACCUGCCUCGUACCAUCUUCAACUCCAGCACCAAGUUCAGCCGGAAGGACAGCAGCAAGACCACCGCCACCACCACGUCGAACAUCAAGCUGCGCUUCUGGAGCAGCAGAGACAAGAGCUGCAGGCUCUCCAUUUCCUGCACGCGACGGGAGCGCCGCCUUCGAUGAUUCCGCCCGACUUUCUCAUGCGGCAGCAGAUCUUUCAGCAGCAACAGUUGCACCACCUUCACCAGCUGCAACACGCCCAGGCCUUCUCACACCACCACCACGUGGUUCCUGUGCCGCAGCACACGCAUCUGCCAGCACACCUCGUGGUGUCCGGCGCGCCAGGGACUCAGGAGAGUCAGCAGGCAUUUCUUCAGCACCACGGCUACGACCCGUUCGCACAGCUCCCUCGCGCGGGAAGCGGAGAAGGCACUGUGCUGCUCAGAAGCGAAGGCGGCGCCGGAGGCGCGCCCGAGAUGAACCAGGGGGAUCACGCAGGCCCUCCCCCCCCGGCAUACGGAGGAGGAGGCGCCGGCGAAGAAUACAGGCCAGGCGCGAGCACUCCGCACCCGUCGGAAACCGAGGGCGCCCCCCGAGCCGCAGACGUCAGGGGCAUGCCGCCGUCCGCUGAAAGGGGGUAUCCAGACGCGAAUGGCUGCGGCAUGCCGCCCAAGGAGCUGGAGGCCUCGUUUGCUGCCGCGUGGGGCCCGUCUGCAGUGGGGGGCGCGGGGCGGCAGCAGCAGAUGGACGCUUCAUCUGCAGCACCGCCGCCGGGCUGCCACUUCGCGGAGCAUCCACAAGCGCACGCAGCCCUUCAAGCGACGUCAGGAGGAAGCCAGGAGGCUGUGGCUGCCGGAGGAGGCUCGGAGGGUGCAGCGUCAGCGCAAGCAAGUUCAUCUGCCGCAGGCCUCGCGCCACCUGUUUCAUCCUAUCCUUCCCAGCCAGGCGCGUUUCCCCCAAGUGGAGGGAGUGCUGCGUACUUUCCAGAGGGGGGCGAGCCGCGAGCCGGGCCUUCGACCCUCCUCCCCUAUCCUCACUCCUCCAGUGUUGUUCCAGCGGACUGCGGCGGCGCGGGGAACCAGUUCAUGGCAGCAGGACAGUUUCUUGUCGGCGGGCAUCCCUCCCACCAGGCGCAGGCCUGCGCCGGGGGCGGAUACAGCCCGCACGGUUUCCCUUCUCAGUUUGGCGCGCCUCACCAGAAUGCCCACGCUGUGCAUCUCUCGCAAGCCCCCCACCUAGCCCCUCAGCAGUUGCCUUCUGUUUACGCGCCCUCACACGCCCAGCACGCCGCCGGGGGCCAGAUGCUCGAGUUCUCUUCGUUUUCUUCGGCGGCUUCGGGCUCACCCUCCUCGAGUCUCUCGGGAGGCGGCUGCGCGGGAGGCGGCGCUGCGCAAGCUUCCCCCUCGCCGCUGGGCUUCCAGGGGCCGCUCCACAUGCCUCCGUCCUCUCUCUCACAUCCGUCUGCCUCGCAUCUGCUCAUGCAGAUGCCGGGGCCUUCGACGCCGACAAAAAGGCCGCCGGGGAGUACGGGGGGACUUGUGUCAGGCUCCGCUUCGCGCCGCAGCUCGCAGAAGCGCCAGCAGCACCAAGGCUUUCUCUCCGCUGGGACGCCCUCGACGACCUGCACGCCUCCGCACUUCAACGUGGAGUCUCUUCUGGUUUCGGCGUCUACUGGACUUCCCUCGGAAGCGUCCUCAGUGUACUCAGGCAGCCGCCGUUCUUCGCUGCAUGCGCUGGGGGAAGACCGGUCGAUGAGUCGUCGGUCCUCGGCGCAUUCGGCGGUGGGCGGCACAGCCCGCGACCCCCCAGCAGCGGCGACUUUGGCUGGAAAAGAAAGAGUGUUUCUCGACGAGAAGACGGGGGCCUUUACGACGACGUGCCCGCCAAGCAGCGCCAGCAGCGCGAGUCAGUCCAGGCGAAGCUCCAAAUCGGCGGCGGGCGGCGCCUCGAGAGAAGGCAUAGCGAGAGCGGGCGGCACUCCUGGCGGAGGAUCGGACAUGUCUGCAAAGAGCUUGUUCCCGUCCUCUGCGUGGCCGAGCAGUGGGGGUGGAGGCUCGCGCUCGUCUUCGCUGUCGCAUGCAGGCAGCGUGGGCGACAGCGGGACUGCGCUGAUGGCAGUGGGCUCCGAUGGAGCCGCAGGGGCUGCGGGGCUUCCCGGCAAGGCUGCAGCGGGCGGAAAGCCCGCAGCAGGCGGCGCCGGAAAAGAGACCGCAGGGGGCUCGGGAACCGCUGGCACCCUCCGAGGCCCGUACGCGGUCUUUUCAACCCAGAUCUCAGUCCCCCCGCCGCCUGAACUCGAAGAGGCAUGCCAGCGACUUGCGGAGCUGAAGGCCCAGCCGCUCAUUCAGCAGUGGCUGGACAGCCGAGACGUCAGCUGGAGCUUCGCCUUCGCACUCGUCUUCAACGCGAGACUGGCCGCCGGAAGCGUCAACGUGAACGUGCGCUGGGCGCGCGAGCCGACCGUCGUCGGAGGCGCCUUUUUGGUUGGAAAAGGCAAGACGUACAGCUGGAGACGAGCGCCCCAGGAAGCGAGUCCACACAUUAUUCUGCAGUGCUUCGAGGCGGCCUGCAAGGAGAGGCAAAAGACGUUCGGCAGGUCUCAGCACGUUGACGACUACCUCGCAGUUCUAAAAACCGACUUGGCGAGCGCGUGGCGCCUGGACGUCGAGGGGCUCCAGCAGGCCGCCGACUCGUUGAUCGCUCUUCACGGCCUCGAUCUGUUCUGCGGUCUGCCUGUGGCGACGAAGCAGAUCAAAGACCUCCUUUACUUCGACCCACACGCGAAUUCGUUUUCUCUCGUGCCCGACACGCCGCCGCUGCCGCCGAUUCACUUCUUCUUUCCAGCGCCGCAGGACGCGUCGCUCUCGUCGGAUCUCUUGCUGGGCAUCACGAAGGAGAGCGUCGCGUUGGCGACACCGGACAGCAUCCAUUCCUCGGCGCCACCGUCGCCGCACCCGGGCGAGUUGGCUGGUCCCUCGGGCUACGGCGCCCGGUGCACUUCGUACACCUUCCGGUGCCCGGCGCCCGACUGCCUCGGUCUCCUCUUCACUCUGAACCGCGUCCGACACUUCUGCUUGAACGCGAAGCUGCGCUCUGCGGCAGCGGCGCACGCCUGCGACGUCUUGGAGACCAGCACAGGCUUCGAGAGCUCGGCGGGCAGCAUCUCGUUUCCGCCGUCCGCAGGCUUCGCGGGCGGCGCCGGCGCGCCCCCAAGCCCCGGUCACACACAGCCCGCAGACUUUGCCUCAGACACCAGCUCGCACCUUUACGCGGGGUCGUCCGCGUCUCCGUACCCUCUUGGGUCCUACCCCGGGGGUCUCGCGGCGGGGGGCAGUGGCUUUGAAGGGAAGGGAGGCGAAGAGGUCUCAGGAGCGGCGUUUCCUUCGCCGUUUGUCCACGGCAUGCCGCCCGGUCCUGGCGGCGUCGCCGAGUCGCGCGAAGUCGACAAAGGCUUUCACGGUCUCCCCGCCUUCGCGCCGCCGGUCUUGGGGACGCCGCCCGCCUACUUCUCGUCUGGCGUUUUGGAAGGCGACUUGGCCAGCGAGAGGAAAGGCAGGUCGCCGCGGGGAGCCGACGCGGGAGGCGCUGCGCUCUAUGAGAGACUCGUCCAGGACGGCGGCGAGGCGCUCAGCGGCUUCGAAGGCCGCCGACAGACUCUCUUGCUCGAGGCGAAGGACGGCCUUGCUUCGCCUUCGAGUCGCCACGCGCGCGGAGACGUCGUCGCCUUGUCGGCGGCCGCGAGCACGCCUCUGCGGCAGAACGAGGUGAGCCACGCAGAAGGGUGCGGAGCGGAGACCGAGGACGCCGCGAGGGCAGGCGACAGCGGCAAGCGCACGCGACCGCGCACGCGCUCAAGCGGCGAGCGAGACGAAACUCGCGAAGGCGUUGGCUACUCGCCCAGGCAGCGACGGCAUCUGAAGAGCGCAGAGGACGACCAGACGCCGAGGGAGAGUCCUAGCGGGGGCCGCGGGAAGCGGGAUGACGCGCACGUCGAGGUGGAGAGGCUCAGCGAACUUGGAGAGAGGCCAGUGACGCCGCGUCAUGGGGCAGGAGCCCUGGAAGACAUCGCAGACAGUUCGAUGCAGAUGCAGGACGAAGAUACGAGGCGGGCAGGCGCCGUUCGCCAGACGCACAAGCGGCCUGCAGCUCGCAGUGCAAGUAAAGCCAAGCGGAGGAAGCGGGGCGCAGCUGCUUUUUCUUCGCGAAGAAAGACUAGCCAGGCCGGCGCCUCCGCUGCAUCCUCAAGCGUUGCAGGGGAAAGCUCCCAUGGCGACGCGCCUCAGGAUGCGUCGGUUGACGAGGGCGAAGAAGACGAGAAGGAAGAUGACGCCGAGUCGGUUGAUCGGUCCUCCUCUUCCCAGCCUGACGCUGGGCAAGGCACGCCGCAUGCUUCGUCGUCGCUCCAGUCUGUGCGAGACCUAGCCUUUGCGUCGCCUACAGAGAUGGGCGACAUCGAUGUGCCGCGGGGAGGCAGCAAAAUGCUUUGCAAGGAGGCUUGGAUGGAGGAAGACCAGGCGGAUCGUCACUUGGAGGCGUUUUUCUCUGCCUGCGAAGACGCCGGAAGAAAGCGCGGGCGGGGCGGAGACGCACAAUACGAAGAGGAGCGAGGCGACACAGGCGGCUUCGAUGACGGGGAACAGAUGACGAUGAAGCAACACCUAGAGCAAGAGGGCGAACGUGAGGGACCCCCGGCUAAUGCUGGCGACGGCUCCAUGUCUUUCCAAAACGCCGCGGAAGACUAUCCUCCGCCUCGCGCGGACCUCGGCCGAGCGCAGGAGCUGGGCGGCGGAGAGUCGGCGCUGGAGUCGCACUACCUGAGCAAGAUCGAAGAAGAGACUGAGUAUUCCGGGGAGGGAUUCGAUUCUUCGGCUUCUGGGAACGACAGCAGCUCUCGGCGAGCGCCGGAAGGGACGGAGGGAUUCGCACCGAGCAAGUCGGAGCCGCGGGAAGACCCGCGCGUCGAGGGGCAAGAUGCUUUCGGCUUCGAACCCGGAGUGGAGAAAGGGCAAGACGAAGACACCGGGCUCCGUUUCCUCGACGACCCAAACACGCCCAGCCCGUCGCCGACCGGCGAAGACCGGCGCGACAAGAAGACCGAAGAGGACAAGGGCGAGGGAGACGAAGGCGCCAAGCCAGAAGUCCGCAAGCGCCGCGAGGGACGCGGAAGGCGCAGCAGACGCUAG
Messenger RNA from Besnoitia besnoiti, 5478 nucleotides. RefSeq lists its product as uncharacterized. The coding region runs from base 1 to 5478 and encodes 1825 amino acids. The record is from RefSeq and is a predicted model, not a curated record. Lineage: Eukaryota; Apicomplexa; Conoidasida; Eucoccidiorida; Sarcocystidae. The transcript has 5 exons.